UCACUCCAAACAAGCAUGUGUGUAUGUUCCACAACUCACCAAUAUUAAUAAAUUUCACAGCCAAUUAAUUAUUUCUCACAUUUUCCUUUCUCAACCAAAAAAAAAAAGAAGAAAAAAAAACAUGUCUUCUUCUCUUUUAUUCCUACUUCUAAAACUACAAAUCUUCUUCAUAUGUUGGUCUGAAUCCUUUUCCAUUAACACUGAACUUGAAACUCUGAUGACUAUAAAAGAGUCUUUGGACCCAGAAAACCGUGUCUUAAUCUCAUGGAACAAUCAUUCUGACCCAUGUAGUGGAGUUUUUGAGGGUAUAGGUUGUAAUGAGAAAGGUUUUGUUAGUAAUAUAUCACUUCAAGGAAAGGGACUAUAUGGUAAAAUACCUUCAGUGAUUGGUAGUCUUAAGAGUUUGACAGCUGUUUACCUGCACUUCAAUGCUUUGAAUGGGAUUUUGCCUAAGGAGAUUGCAAGUUUGACUCAGCUUAGUGAUUUGUAUCUUAGUUUUAAUAAUCUCUCUGGUAAUAUCCCUCAUGAUAUUGGUAACAUGUCAAAUCUUCAAGUUUUGCAGCUUUGUUACAAUGAGCUUAACGGAAGUAUACCUAGCGAACUGGGAAGAUUAAAGAGGCUAACCAUUGUUGCCCUCCAAAAUAAUCACUUAAGUGGCGCAAUUCCUGCAAGUUUGGGUGAGCUAGAGACACUAGAAAGAUUGGAUCUCAGUUUCAAUACCCUUUUUGGUCCAAUUCCAGUGACAUUGGCCAAUGCACCUAAACUACAGACUUUGGAUAUAACAAACAAUUCACUCUCUGGCAGUGUCCCUACAGCACUGCAAAGACUGAAAGGAGGGUUCAAGUAUAUUAACAAUCAUGGUUUAUGUGGCACUGGAUUUUCGGAUUUAGAUUCUUGCCGAAUAGUAAGCAAUUCAGAUCCAGUUAGACCUGAACCAUAUGAACCAAUAAAUAAUAUUACUUCAAGAGAUUUUCCGGCUGAAAGCUGCGGCGAUGCUGAUUGUAUAAAGCGGUCAGAAACUUCAACAAUUGGAUUGGCUUUUGUGAUGAUUGGUGUUGUUAGUGUUUUUUCUGUUACUGGAGUUUUUCUGUUCUUAUGGUAUCAUCAUAAGAAACAAAAAAUUGGAAGCACUGAUGAAAGUAGUGACAAGAUCAAGAAAGUAUAUCGGAAAAACUAUGCAUCUCCGCUUAUAAGUUUGGAGUAUUCGAGUGGAUGGGAUCCGUUAUCGAAAGGUGUUAACGAGGAUUUUCUGCAGAGCUUUAUGUUCAAUCUAGAAGAAGUAGAGCGCGCAACGCAGUGCUUCUCGGAGAUGAAUUUAUUGACGAAGAAUAAUAUUUCGGCUAACUAUAGGGGUAUCUUGAGAGAUGGAUCUGUUGUGGUUAUAAAGUGCAUUGCAAAGACAAGCUGCAAGUCUGAUGAAACUGAAUUCCUGAAAGGUUUGAAGACGUUAACUUCGUUGAAGCACGAAAAUGUAGUUCGGUUGAGAGGAUUUUGCUGUUCGAAAGGCCGGGGGGAAUGUUUUCUGAUUUAUGAUUUUGUCUCGAAUGGAAGUUUGUCAAAGUAUCUUGAUGUUAAGAGAGGAAGUGAUCAUGAGGUACUUGAAUGGUCCACGAGAGUAUCCAUCAUCCGCGGUAUCGCCAAAGGUAUUGGUUAUCUGCAUGGAAAGAAAGGAAGCAAACACUCUCUUGUACAUCAAAAUAUAUCAUCUGAAAAAGUUCUUGUCGAUUUUCGGUACAAUUCGUUACUUGCAGAUUCAGGAUUGCACAAACUACUUGCUGAUGAUGUCAUUUUCUCCACCCUCAAAGCUAGUGCUGCAAAGGGUUACCUGGCUCCUGAAUACACAACAACAGGUCGUUUCACGGAAGAGAGUGAUGUGUAUGCGUUCGGGGUGAUCGUUUUCCAGCUUCUCGCUGGAAAGCAUGAUAUCACUCAGUUAAGUCGCCAAUGGAUAGAAACUGCUAGUUUGAAAUAUGUUAUUGAUGAGAAUCUUGAAGGGAAGUUCGGAGAAUCGGAGGCAGAAAAAUUGGCGAGAAUCGCCUGCCUUUGCACUCAUGAAUCUCCCCAUGACCGACCGACUAUGGACAAUGUAAUGUUAGAACUGAGUGAUAAGUGGUAAGCAUUUCAUGACAAGAAGAAGAAUGAUAUUUGGAGUGGCUGUAAAAUCGUAUGUUUUCCUAAAAAGUUAAUUAUGUUCAAAUUGUUUUGUAUUAUAGUUGAGAACAUGCAGUGUUGAGAGAAAUUUCUUAUGUACAUAAGGAAGGUUGCCUUUCAGGUUCAUAAUGGAAAAUAAUAACUAUUAUUAUUA
Molecule: messenger RNA, 2305 nt
Organism: Cicer arietinum (chickpea)
Lineage: Eukaryota; Viridiplantae; Streptophyta; Magnoliopsida; Fabales; Fabaceae
Product: protein NSP-INTERACTING KINASE 3-like
Biological process (GO): protein phosphorylation
Molecular function (GO): protein kinase activity; ATP binding
Source: RefSeq, a predicted model, not a curated record